Molecule: messenger RNA, 954 nt
Organism: Sparassis crispa
Lineage: Eukaryota; Fungi; Basidiomycota; Agaricomycetes; Polyporales; Sparassidaceae
Product: Septin homolog spn2
Exons: 7
Coding region: 1-954 (317 amino acids)
Biological process (GO): cytoskeleton-dependent cytokinesis
Cellular component (GO): microtubule cytoskeleton; septin complex; septin ring
Molecular function (GO): GTPase activity; molecular adaptor activity; GTP binding
Source: RefSeq, a predicted model, not a curated record
AUGGCUGCCGUCGCGACCGAAGAGAUCCGUGCCAACGCGUACGUCGGUUUCGACACCAUCACGCAGCAGAUUGAGCACAAGCUCUUGAAGCGUGGUUUUCAAUUUAAUGUCAUCGUUGUCGGUCAGACCGGCCUUGGAAAGUCGACGUUGAUCAAUACAAUCUUUGCUUCGCACUUGAUUGACUCGAAGGGUCGCCUGGAGGCAGAUGAGCCAGUGAGACAGACGACAGAGAUUCACCCAGUCUCUCAUGUUAUCACGGAAAAUGGUGUGAGGCUACGCCUUAACAUUGUUGACACACCCGGAUAUGGCGACCAGGUCAACAACGAGAAUUGCUGGGAUCCCAUCGUGAAAUACAUCAAAGACCAGCACAGCUCCUACCUCCGUAAGGAGCUCACUGCCAUGCGUGACCGCCAUAUUCAGGACACGCGCAUCCAUUGCUGUGUGUUCUUCAUCAAUCCGACUGGUCAUUCCCUCCGUGCCAUCGAUAUCAUCGUCAUGAAGAAGCUCAGCGAGGUUGUCAACGUUGUGCCCAUCAUCGCCAAGGCAGACAGCUUGACUCUGGAGGAGCGCGAGGCGUUCAAGCAGAAGAUUCGGGCCGAGUUGAUUUUCAACAACAUUCGUCUUUAUCCCUUCGACACUGAUGAGAACGAUGAAGAGGAAAUUCAACUGAAUGAGAGUAUCAGGAACAUGAUCCCCUUCGCUGUCGUCGGCUCAGAGCGAAACGUCAUCAUUGAUGGCAAGUCUGUCCGGGGACGCAAGAACCGCUGGGGUGUUGUCAAUGUUGAAGAUGAGAAGCACUGCGAAUUUGUGUAUCUCCGCAACUUCCUUACAAGGACACAUUUGCAGGACCUCAUCGAGACGACUGCCCAGAUCCACUACGAGGCUUUCCGCUCAAAACAGCUGCUGGCCCUCAAGGAGCAGACCAACCCCCGGCCUGCCGCUACUGCUGCUUAG